AUGCCUUCUACACCCUCCUCUCCCAUCCUCCUCCUGCUCCUCCUCCUCCUGAGUCUUGAGGUGUGGAGCUACGAGGCUCCUGAGGAUAAGCAGGAUGUGUUUGCUCGGAAAGCCUGCCCUGCUUUCUUGACCUUUACCAACGCCGCCUACCUGGCUGGAGUCACAGUGGAGCUCCCAUGCCACUGCAAACCACAACAGAUACAAUCAGUUGUGUGGUUCUUUAGGAAACAUCUGGACGGCUCCGAGGAGACUAGAGUCCUGACUGAUCACCAUGGCAACAGGCUACUGGACCCUAAUGUCCCACACAGUGGCGAUCUGCGGAGUCGAUUCUCCAUCCGUCUGUUCAGCCUGCUGAUCUUCAGAGCGGGGCCCGACGAUUCUGGCAUCUAUAUCUGUGGCUCCGUUCACAAAGACUUCUUCUACGCUUACGACCUGGACAUCCAGGAGGCGCGCACGCUCAGCUUCAUUUCCAGGCUCCCUUCUGAAAGUACAAGUAAGAAAAGGGAAGUAAGGAAAGGACUCGGCUCUACGAAGUCGGCGUACCGAGUCUUCACCAGCUUCAGGCCCUGGUCGGUCUGCGAUCGCUGUGGAGUCCCUGGAGAGCGGGUCCGUGUGGGACUCUGCUAUGUCCACUCCCACUACCUGCAUGUACGCUACAGACGGGCAAACCAGACCGUCACUUCCUGUGGCUCAGGGGCGGUGCCCAGGGCGUUUGGACAACUGAAGAAAAGCAGCGUCGGAGCCAGGCUAGAGGUCACAAGCUGUCAAGUAACUUGUCAAACUCGAGCUCCUCCAUCCUCCAAAAUCUUGGCUCUGAUGAAAUUUCUUGGAUACAAUUCUGCCUCCUUGCCAGUGUUUUACCUGACCCGCCCUGCGGACCGCAUCCUGACGCUGGGCUGUCCCGGGGCUCGACCUAACAUGGCCGUGGCCUGGGACAGAGGCGUUGAACCCAUCUACCGAUCGGAACACUUGGCAGGUCGCGACCUCAGCGGCCCGCCCCCCAGGCUGCUGAUAGACACGGGACACCACCUGCUGUUUCAACCUGCAAAAGCUCAGGACUCUGGCAUCUACUACUGUUGGCUGGAGGGUCACCGAGCUGCUGAGAUACGCCUGCUGGUUUACUUACAUUUUGGGAGGGGACAGUCAGUGACUUCCCAUCCGGACUUCUGGAUUGCUCUCCAGACUGUGUUAAGAGCAUAUGUUGUCAUGACAGCUGUAUUUUGCCUGCUGCUGUUCGGCAGAGCUGGAGUCAAACACCUCAGAGACACCAGAGAAACACACGAGGAUUAA
Molecule: messenger RNA, 1290 nt
Organism: Pseudoliparis swirei
Lineage: Eukaryota; Metazoa; Chordata; Actinopteri; Perciformes; Liparidae
Product: Ig-like V-type domain-containing protein FAM187A
Exons: 5
Coding region: 1-1290 (429 amino acids)
Source: RefSeq, a predicted model, not a curated record